AUGCGUGCCAACGGCAGCCCGUAUGAGAGCAGCCCGAACGUCGGCUACUCGCACAACAGCUCAGCUAUGAUGGAGCCCGCCGUGACAUACCCCUCCGGCGCAAUCGCCUUGUCUCAGUGGGAUUCCUUCCUGCCUCAAGGUGUUGCCGACGCCAAGGCGCACUCCAUCUCGUCCAGUGCAUCCGGUUCUUUCGAGUCGCAGCCACCGUUCGCCAGCGGAAGCGCAAUCCAGCCGCAUCCCCACCAGUUGCCUCCCAUCAACGGUCAGAAUGUGAAUGGCCUCGUCCCCGCCUUGCAGUCCAUGAUCAACUCGCUACCGCCAUCUGUGUCGGGCACUCCCACUCCUCAUGUGCCGCAGAACAGUGAGGCCCUCCAGGCUCCAGCAGGCUUCAAGACUCCUCAGGUCAUUAGCGACGAAGAGCGUAAUAUGAUCUUGGACAACAUUCGUGGUGACGACAACGAACAUGCUAUCCCAGACGGCUUCAGACUGCCAAGCCUAGCCUCCCUCAACCGAUACCUGGCCACCUACUUCAGCAUGUUCCACCAUCAUCUGCCGUUCUUGCAUCCUGCUUCCUUCGAGCCGACUCGAGUGUCACCGCCGUUGCUCCUUGCUGCGCUGUCCAUCGGUGCCCUCUAUGCAUUCGAUCAAGAGCAGGCAUACAUGCUUCACAUCGGCUCUAAAGUUCUCGUCAAUCAGUUUUUGCAGAACAAGGAGAACUUUAGCUCACGGAAAUGUCCCUUGUGGACCAUGCAAGCCUCUUUGCUGAACAUGAUCUUCGCAAGCUGGAGUGGUGAUCCGAAGGGCCUUGAGUGGGCUUGCUCCAUCAAGAGCCUGCUCGCCAACAUGGUCGCUGGCAACCGUUAUGAACUGAAGUUGAGACAGGAGGCACGUGAGGGUCGCUCUCCCACUCGCAGCGAGUGGGUCGAAGAUGAGGGCUGCAGACGCACCUACUAUGCGGUCUACAUCUUCUUUGGUCUGUUGACUCUUACGUACAAUCAUACACCAGCCAUCAGCUUUAACGAGUUCGAGGACCUGCAACUGCCGUCGACCGAGGCUCUCUGGAACCUCAAGGUAUCUGACGAGGCCGCAUGGCAGGAUCAGCUCAAGCUUUCGCCCGGUGUCACAUUCAUGGAUGCCCACGACAACCUCUUCCAAGGCGAAACGUUGAAGUACAGCUCUUUUGCGACACGCGUCAUGAUCAAUGCUCUGUUCCUCGAGGUCUGGUACCACAAGCGCAGCCCCGAGGCUUUACAGGAUGUGGUCACGGAAUACAAGCUGAGGCUUGCUUUGGAGACAUGGGAGAAAUCCCUAGAGCUCUGUGAGCCCGAGGCGGUGACUGUUCCACUCAGCGCGCCCCAUAAGGGUCAUCCGCUCAUCUUCAACGCGAAAGCCAUGUUCCGCAAUGCUCGCGCACGGCUAGAGGUGGAUCUCAAGGCAGUGCAAGAGGCUCUCCGGUAUCACGAUUCUUAUGAAGUUGCGGCGGCGAUGUCGAAUGCACGGGACCGAGUCAAGCGCUCAAGCGAGAUGAUUAAGGUCAUUCAAGAAUGUUACAACUGCAUUGAGACUGCUGUUCUUCAGGGAGUCCGCUGGGUCGCUCGUACGUCUCCGACGAACUGGAGCAUUGAGCAUCCUCUCUGCGGUAUGGACCUCAUGAUUGUUCUAAGCCUGUGGCUCUACCGUCUGGAACAUGACGAAGAGCCCGCUACAGAGGAGGAGCUUGUCAUGUACAACAAGGUCCGACAGCUCUUCGAGAAGGACCUGGAUGAGAGCUACAUGUCUCAAUUGAGCUCAGUGGUGGCUCGUCUUUGGGGCUCGAUGCUCGACGAGGUUGUAGUCUGGGGAAUCACCAGACUCAUGGGUGAAUCCUUCCGGCUGCACUCGCAGGCCCUGGUCGGCUAUGUGGAUGACAUUGAGGCGUCCUCCAGUGUCUCUACUCCUUCGAUGAUCUCGCAAGGGGCCGAUGAGGACAGCGUGUACUAG
This is a messenger RNA of Phaeoacremonium minimum UCRPA7, 1980 nucleotides long. RefSeq names its product putative c2h2 finger domain protein. Gene Ontology annotation, biological process: regulation of transcription by RNA polymerase II; DNA-templated transcription. Gene Ontology annotation, molecular function: RNA polymerase II cis-regulatory region sequence-specific DNA binding; zinc ion binding; DNA-binding transcription factor activity, RNA polymerase II-specific. The coding region runs from base 1 to 1980 and encodes 659 amino acids. Lineage: Eukaryota; Fungi; Ascomycota; Sordariomycetes; Togniniales; Togniniaceae. Gene Ontology annotation, cellular component: chromatin. The record is from RefSeq and is a predicted model, not a curated record. The transcript is spliced from 2 exons.